Spathaspora passalidarum NRRL Y-27907 is the source of this 1206-nucleotide messenger RNA. Its product is annotated as S8 family peptidase. The coding region runs from base 1 to 1206 and encodes 401 amino acids. NCBI's taxonomy places the organism in Eukaryota, Fungi, Ascomycota, Pichiomycetes, Serinales, Debaryomycetaceae. The record is from RefSeq and is a predicted model, not a curated record. Gene Ontology annotation, biological process: proteolysis. Gene Ontology annotation, molecular function: serine-type endopeptidase activity. The transcript has a single exon.
AUGCUAUUAGAUUUAAUAUUAUUACUUUUGAUUUUGCAAUGCUGUUUAGGAGAACCGUACUUGGUUUCACUUAAACUUGAAAAAACUUUUGAAUCAUUUUAUGCUUAUGAUACCAAGUUCCCUCCAACUGAAAGGGUUCGGGAUUUAAUCACCAAUACCUAUUCAUUUGAUGACUUUAACGCAUUUUCCGGGAAUUUCCCCAAAAAUAUCAUAGAAAGAUUGGAAAAAUGUGAGUUUGUGGCUGAAAUUUCUCCUGAUGCUAAGUUUAAGGUAGCAGUUAUCAAAUCUCAACCCAAUGCACCAAAGCAUUUGGCAAGAGUUAAUAGAAGGACUCCAAUGAAGAAGGAAAAGAAAGGGGAAAAGAAAAAGAAAUACCCUUAUAUAUAUGACAGUGCAUUCCUGGGACAAAAUGUGAAUGUUUAUGUUAUUGAUUCUGGAAUUCAGCACGAGCAUCCUGAAUUUACUGGUAGAGCUCGAAUGGGAAAAGAUUUUACAGGUGAAGGGGGGGAUGAUUUGCUAGACCAUGGUAGUUAUGUAGCUGGAAUUAUUGGUUCAGCAACAUAUGGAAUUUCCAAAUCCUGUAAUCUAAUCAAUGUCAAGGUUGUAGACAAGAACGAUCAAGCCGAUGCCAGCACCAUAAUUGCUGCAAUAGAAUUCAUCGUCAAACAUCAUAAAAAAGGCAACAAUAAAGGAGUUGUAAAUUUAUCCAUAGGUGUUGAUGCCAAUAGGCUUAUAAAUAGAGCAGUUAAAGUAGCCAAGAGAAUGGGAUUGGUGGUCGUGGCUGCUGCUGGUAAUGAUAAUGUGGAUGCAUGUACAAAAAGCCCAGCAGGCUCACCCCAUGCAAUUACUGUUGGAGCUAUAAACGAUGUGGAUGACAGUAUUGCAUCAUUUUCUAACUGGGGUAAAUGUGUUGACUUUUUUGCAAUUGGGACAAAUGUUGCCAGUGUUAAUCCAAAGGAUGAUACAACUCCAGAAAUUAAAAAGGGAACUUCAAUGUCUGCACCGGUUGUUACUGGAUUAGUGGCAAAUUUACUUAGCAAGGGAAUUGAUCCAGGUAGUGUCAAGCACCAUUUACUAUCCAUUGCAAUCAAAGGUAAAAUUCCAGACUCUCGGGAUUUUGAUAAGGGUACCCGCAACAUAAUAGCACAUAGCGGAAUCUUUCUAAAUGAUCUCCCUAAGUAUAUACCAGUACAUCCGAGUUUAUAA